Molecule: messenger RNA, 428 nt
Organism: Drosophila yakuba
Lineage: Eukaryota; Metazoa; Arthropoda; Insecta; Diptera; Drosophilidae
Exons: 2
Coding region: 149-298 (49 amino acids)
Source: RefSeq, a predicted model, not a curated record
UGAUUUAAAUGUCAACCAAAUAACACAAAAACAUACUAUUUCUAUUUCUUUAUUCAAAAUUCAAGCACCAUACGUGUUGUUUCAGCCAAACAUUUGUUUUAAUUUCUCAUAUUUUACUUGCAUUUCUGACAUCUCUCGAGUGCUGAAAAUGGUUUACUUAAGUCAUCCUUGGACUCCCGCCGUAAACCCCUUCUACAUUGGCCCCUAUCCGAGAUGCGCAGUUUGCCCGUGUGACUUCGACAUUUAUAAAGGAUACACCCCCGGAGGCUGGCAUAGUCGUUGCUAUAGCAGCUAUUGACGACAAGUACCCAAAUGCACGAAAAUGCAAGAAUAAUUUGGGAAAAAAAUCUGAAUGAACUUCGACGCCGCACACCGGUUCACCUCUCAUACAGAUAUUUGCAACAAAAAUAAAAUUGAUUCACCAUCAA